UGACCAUCUGGUUAAAGAGAGAGAAACUGACCAUCUGGUUAAAGAAAGUGAUAAAGACCAUAAUAAGAGAUGAGAGCAGAACUGAACUGACCGGUCUGUUUCCCGCAGCUCCAACAUGAACUCUUCCUCCUCUGAUGUGAACCAAAGCAGCUCUCCUUUCUGCCUGCUGGGCCUGGGAUACUCCUACAACCUCAACACCUGCGUGCUGGAGGUGUCCGUCAUUCUCUUCCUCACCAUCCUCAUCAUCAGCGGCAACCUGGUGGUGAUCUUUGUGUUCCACUGUGCUCCACUGCUUCACCACCACACCACCAGCCACUUCAUCCAGACCAUGGCCUACGCAGACCUCCUGGUGGGGGUGAGUUGCCUGGUGCCCUCCCUGUCCCUGCUCCACUACCUCAAGGGGCUGGAUGAGGAGCUCACCUGUAAGGUGUUUGUCUACCUGGUGUCUGUGCUGAAGAGUGUGUCCAUGGCGUCUCUGGCAUGUAUUAGUGUUGACCGCUACAUUGCUAUCACACGGCCGUUCUCCUAUGCUACGCUCGUCACACCGUGUCGCCUGCGCGUCUGUAUCGGCCUCAUCUGGCUCUACUCCGCCCUCAUCUUCCUGCCCUCCCUCUUCGGGUGGGGGAAGCCUGGCUACCACGGAGAUAUAUUUAGCUGGUGUGCAACCUCGUGGCAGACCGAUCCGGGCUUCAGCUCAUUCAUCGUGGCUCUGCUGUAUGCUCCAGCCACCCUCACUGUGUGUUUCACCUAUGGGAGUAUCUUCCGCAUCUGCCGUCAGCACACCCGCAAGAUCACCCAACGCCUCACACGCUUCGGCCCCCAGGGGAACGAGAGGGGCGAGCGUGGUGAAGGGUGCCUGGAUAAGCGCUACGCCAUGGUGCUGUUCCGAAUUACCAGCGUGUUCUACGUGCUCUGGAUGCCCUACAUCGUCUACUUCCUGCUGGAGAGCGCCGGCCUCUAUUGCCACCUGGUGGCCUCCUUCCUCACCACAUGGCUAGCCAUCAGCAACAGCUUCUGCAACUGCCUCAUCUAUAGUCUCUCCAACAGCAUGUUCCGGAAGGUCCUGGGCCGCCUGUUCACGUCACUUUUCUCCCCCUGUCUGGAACUGGACUGCUGCACCGAGGGGAAGAAGGGUCCUGCUCCACCCAGCCAGCGCCCAGCCCAGGCCUGCUAGGUGUGACAGUCUCCUACAGACACUGUCUGGUUGGUUAGCUACAGUAAGCUAAGGUAUCGGCUUUAGCUCCUGGUGAGUGCAGUGUAUUACUACAUUGCAUGUCACAGGGUGUCUCUCUACAAUGGUAGUGCAUAGACCCCUGAGGCCAGGCCAGAGAGGUGCCCAUGUCUAUGCCCUUCAUUUCAGAGGGGUGGUUUACAGACGGUAGCAGGUGGGGUUUUCUCCAGUCUUUUUCUGCAGUGUUCUCCCAAGCGUGGGCUGUCUGUUUCUGGCUGUGUGGAUCACCACUGUGCGUGGAGGAGAAGGUGUAAGGUAGUUUAGAUGAACAUCAGAAUGGAUCUGAGGAAAAAAGUAGCAACUCCAGUCGUAUAGCUUUGGUGCCAUGUUUGGCGCCUGUGAACCUUUAGCCUACCAAAUAUCUUCCAAAUGCAAAAAAAUGACAAUAUCAGCACAACACGACUUGUAUUGUGUAAACCACUGCAGUGAAAAACGUUAUUUCAACAUUGAUGCAAAACUGUUACAUUGUGUUCCUUCAGGGUAGACAAUAGUGAAUCAAAACAAGUAUUUCGAAACAAAAGUACUAAAAAGACUGUAUUUCUUCUCUUAGAAACUGCCACAGACAGACAGUUUCAGUUUUGUAGCAAUUAUUGAAAACUUCAAAUAUUUGAGGGUCAAAUUAUCUGUUAAUGAUGCUGUGCACUACAUUAUAGUAUUACAUACAGAAAGGAUACCAGUUACCAGUAACAGUCAGUUUCCGAGAAAAUCAUUUAGUUUGUUCAGAAGCGUAUUUUGUGUAUUUUAUCCAAAGGAUUCUUCUAGGCGGGAAUGUUGAUGUAUAAAAUUGCCAAUUUUGGCAAGAUGGCCGACUCUAUGCCCACCGGCAUUCUGGUUUAUCAUGGACCUAUGUCUUCAUUCUGCAUUCUCAACAGGGAGACAAGUAGAUUUAAUUGAGAAUUGUAUUUUCUGUCCAUGUUCCCUCCUCAGGUUGAACGUCAGUUGUUUGUUCACCCUUAAUUGCUGAUGCCUUUAGACUGGUCUUGAGACUGCAAAUGCAUGACAUGCUCCACAUUAUAAUAUGACAGCAAUAACAUAGUCAAGAUUUUCUUAUAGAUUGGAAUUGCAUCAUGUUAGGCAUGCUACCGAUCCAGAUGCACAACAAAAUACAAAGAGAGACACACUCAUUACUGUGUGCAUGCUGACUACUUACAGUCGAGCUAUUCUCUCCCUCUGUGCUCUCUGGCUCCUGAUAUCUGUACAGAUGAACUGAGUGGAGGAGUAGCACAUUAAUCAGAGGUCUAGACUGUCCUUCUAGAAGGCAGUGGGGUCAUGGAGACAAUGUGUUUCUAAGGGUUUCAUGUAAAGUAGGUUUAGGUGGAACUCCAGUGGGUCUCGAAGGCUUUUAUGGAAAGUAGACUUGUGAAUUUCAUAUAGGUUUCUAUGUGAACUAAGUUAGAUCUGAUAUGUAGGAUAGGAGAGCAGACUUUGGACAGUGUAAACUUCAUUGAAACAAUACAAUAAAAGGUGCAACAGUGA
Salvelinus sp. IW2-2015 is the source of this 2707-nucleotide messenger RNA. Its product is annotated as probable G-protein coupled receptor 21. NCBI's taxonomy places the organism in Eukaryota, Metazoa, Chordata, Actinopteri, Salmoniformes, Salmonidae. Gene Ontology annotation, cellular component: plasma membrane. Gene Ontology annotation, biological process: G protein-coupled receptor signaling pathway; phototransduction; cellular response to light stimulus. Gene Ontology annotation, molecular function: G protein-coupled photoreceptor activity. The record is from RefSeq and is a predicted model, not a curated record.